CGUGAUAAUUUGAUCAUUUUGUUUUUUGAUGUUUUUUUUUAUGCAAAUGUUGUAUUUCCCUUUAAACGGCCGUGCGCCAGCUGUUGACUUCCUGUGAAUGCUUGGGUACGCUAGGUAUAUGUAUGCAUUACUGUCCCAUGACAGAGCUGGCACUCAGGUGCUCCCUGUGACCUAUGGGUUCUAUGCACGACAGAUUCUAGUCCGCGAGCUGCACUUUUGAGGGUUGAAAAUGAUCAAAGUUUUAUCGUGUUUUUCCAGCACCAAUGGACACCAAACAUUGAACAGCUCAGUGGAAUGAUGUCUACUCUACAUUAAUAGCCCUUAAAUCAGUCCUUUUCAUGAAAUUAUGACAAAUGCAAAUGAUCCUAGGUACCUUUAAAGUAUAUCUUUAAAACCAUACAAUAAUGCACUUUGAUUUUUUUUCCAAGAGAAACAUUGGGAGGAGGAUUUUUUAAAGGUCAUAUAAGUUGGCGUUCGUGCAUGGUCAUUUUAUAACAGGCUUUGAAAGAUUAUUCAGAAUGGCCAUUUUAUUUUCAUAAGAGAAUUGUAGAACUAAAUUUAUAAUUGCAUUAAUCACUGAUGUACAAUAUUGAUAGCAGUGUUGUACUAAUGUGUUUUUGUGAUAUUAGCUCCGUCCAAUUGGAUUUUUAGAGACUGAAGUAACUUUCUGAGUUAAUCUCCCUGUGCUAUGGUUGAGAUUCAACUCCAAAAUAGAUUUUGCUUUAAAAAAAAAAUUUUGUUCUAGCAAAAGAAAAGUUAUUCACUUUUGAAUGAGACAUCGAUCAAAACAAAUCCAGCCAUGUUUAGUAAUGACAUUUUUAAUUUUACAAGUUUUGAAUUAUUUGCGUCCCAACAAUGAUUCAGGCGUAUCUCUUUGUGCUUUAUUGGCCAAAAGCAUCCUAAAACAAAAGCAUUAUUUUUAAAGGGUUGAAAACAUCCAAAAUAACAAAAGGUGUCAUUUUCUGUUUAAACAAAACAUACAGGUUGAAAAUUUGUUUGGAGAUAAAAUUGACUCUGUUGAAGAGCACAGAAAGAACAACUUUGAAAACAAAUGUACAUUAUCUUCAAUCAUUCCAAAAAAUAGUAAGUUUUUCAAGCAAAUAAUCCUUUCUGCCAACUUUACCUCAAAGAGAAAAUAUUUUUAAAAACAUUUCGAACACAGGAAUAACCUCUGUGCUUGGAAAGUGCUUUUUAUUUCAUUGAGGGCCAAACAUUUAUGAAUUGUUUGUGAUUUCUUUUUUGAUGUGUGCCGUGUUUCUUAAUUUGUACUUUUGGUUCACUUUCAAUUUUUUUAAAGUCUUAUUUUAUAAAGCUUAUGGCAUUGUAAUUUAAAAAAAAAAGGAAUAUUCAAAUCUACCAUGUAUUCAUGCUUCCAGUAUGCAAUUGGUGUGCCAAUAUUUAUAGCAAUGUAUUUUUGUACAAUUUCUUGUUCUGCAUUAUACUUGUGUAAUAUUGCAAUUAAUAAAUUGUAUUAUAUUCAGUAAAUGUUCCAGCCGUUGUCAAUUUUCAACCAAUUUUGAAUUAAUUUCUGGAACAUUAUUGCCGACUGCUUCCGUUUCUCUUUAAUUUUUCUUAUUAAUUUUUCUUAUUAAUUAAGGAUUAAAAGUGACCUUACGAUUAAACAUUUACAUGCAUGGGAUUUGUUGGUUUCAACGAACGAACUUAAUUCAGGAAUUAAUUGGUGAAACAUAAGUGAAACAUUUGUAAUUGUAUUGAUUGGUAUUUUUUUGUUUUGUUUUAUGACUAAUCUGCUCUCCAUACCAAAACUUUCGUCCAAUGACCUCCAAGCCAUUGACCUCUUAUCAAGUACUGUUUCAUGUUUGACGUGAGUGAAAUCAUAAAACAGUUACGUUUCACGGAACCUGUUGCGCUAUUUAUAGAUGCGCUUCCGGGUUAGGUUAAUUCCUGGUACACGAUUUUUCACGUACGUGGUUUUGGCAUUAUGCAUAUGGUUUGGGGAAGUCGUUCAGAAAAUAAUACUUUGUUAGACGUGAAUUCUUCACAGCUGAAUCAUCGGCUGUGCGGUGAUAAAAAGACUGCUAGUUUGGGAAAUCCCCCAAUUUUUACGAGUGGAACUUUGCUGGACCAGCAGUCGAUGGUGUGCUGAUGUGUAAUAAAUUGUUGUGAAUCAACCACCUGCCACGCGCUUAUACAAGUUGAUCUACUUUAAUAAUUUAUAUCCUGGACGAGCGGAUUCGCUGCUGAGAUCACAAUCUUUCACGGAGCUGUAAGCCAACCGCAUGUGUGUGCCAAUGCCUUCCUCACAUGUGGCUGGUGGAGUGUAACACUAGAUGAAUGUUCCACAAGACAAUCGAUUUGAAGUGUAGUGGGGAUAUUUUUGAAGAAAGAAAUGAGUUUACCUCGGGAUCACAGGGAACGUCUUCAGGAUGAGGAGUAUCUUUUCUUUUUACACAAUAAGGUAUUGGAAGAUAACAGAGAUUUCCUUUGUCGAAACGGAACGAUCAACCCCAAGCAUCACUACCCCUACCUGCGCUCCAAGGGCAUCCUGAACAGAGAGAUCUGCGAGGAGAUCAAUCACGUCGUCGGGCCCACGGCCCGAGCCAACCGAUUCAUCGACGAGCUACAAAGGAGCGGGGGGCCCAAGGCACUGACCUGCUUCCUUGAAUCCCUGCGGAGAGACGGAACGCAGAUUUUCGUUCUGAAACGGCUGAACAAAGAUUUGGAGAAUCUGAGGCAUAACCCCCUCCCAUGAGCCCCAAUAGAAAGUAACAGUGUGUUUCAUCCUCAACAGUCCAGAGAGUUUGAGGAAUCUUCCAUUGCUUCAGAGGGGGAUGUCUCCACCAGCCCCCUGGAAGAGGAACCCCAGGCUAAUACCUCCACGCACCCGCUACGUCCGGGGGACCCCGGCGCACCCCCACUACCAAGUUUUGAGAGCCUGGCAAAGUGCACACACAAUCAAGUUCCACCAAGCGAAGAAACUAAACCUACAGCUCCUGAAUUGACAGAGCACUGACAAGGCAACUGCCAGCUCACAUAGGCCUUUGUACAUCUGUGUAAAUUUCUGCAGGUCUUCCUGAUUUUUGUGACGUCUAAACGAAGUUUUGGAAGACACCUACGUAUGACCGAAUGACCGUAUACCCGUAUGUUAAAGUUUUGGGGAA
Molecule: messenger RNA, 3122 nt
Organism: Patiria miniata (bat star)
Lineage: Eukaryota; Metazoa; Echinodermata; Asteroidea; Valvatida; Asterinidae
Product: B-cell lymphoma/leukemia 10-like
Exons: 5
Biological process (GO): adaptive immune response; canonical NF-kappaB signal transduction; apoptotic process
Cellular component (GO): cytosol; CBM complex
Molecular function (GO): transcription coactivator activity; kinase activator activity; NF-kappaB binding
Source: RefSeq, a predicted model, not a curated record